AUGGACGCCGGGACUAACGCCAGAGAUAUACUCAAUGGGAGGCAUGAAAUUCAUUUAAAAAGAGAUUUCAUAGGAGUUAUCAAUCGGUCUCAAAAGGACAUCGACGACAAUAAAGACAUCAGAAAAGCCCUUUCAGAUGAACGCAGGUUUUUCAUGGAGCACCCGGCUUAUGGACCAGACAUGGCGGACAAAAUGGGAAUCAGGUAUCUUCAGGAGUAUUUACAGACAGAGCUAUCAAAUCAUAUCUUCAAACGAUUGCCGCCAUUGAAGCCUAAAAUACAGAAUAAAUUAGAGGAACUCAACAAGAAAUUAGAGACAAUUGAGUUCCCAUUAGAAGAUUCAGACAAAGAGAGGAUCUUAGCCGAGGCUUACGAGAAGAUGAGAUCUAGUUUUGAUGCCGGAGUGGGAGGAAAGGCAUGGCUGGUGUCCACCGAGAAACUGAAUGGCGGAACAAAAAUCAAUUCCUUAAUGAACGACACUUAUGCCAAAGAAGUGAAUAAAAUGUUUUACGACGACAACCGUAUCCGACGUGAGAUCGGAGUGGCCAUCAAAAAUGCUUUCGGCACCAGGAUUGGGGUGUUUGUACCCGACACCGCUUUCAUAUCAGUCGUGGCCAAUCAAAUCGAACUGUUUCGUAAGAUAUCACUCGAUUGUGUCGAUUGGGUUACGGAUGAGAUCGUCAUUAUAAUCACUGAAUGUGUCGCAAAUAUUGAAAGCUUCCCUAAAUUAAGAUUUAUGAAAUAUGAUAAUAAUAUUUGCAAACCCAUACCCGACAUUGAGUUGAAAGCAUCGCAACAAAGUCUUAGCAAAAGUGAUUGGAUUGCGUACAAGAAGACUGACUUUUGGUUUGUAUUGAACGAUACAAACCUUUCGUGGUAUAAGAAUGAGACACAAAGGGACAGGAGGGGACAGGUAGAUCUAAGGGGUGCUACUGUCCGACCAACUAAUGGUGACCUCAUGAGUUCAUUGGAAUUGGUAUUCACUUCGAGGCACGACAUGAAUAAGUGGAGGGAAUGGCUGGAAGAGGUGGAUGUGAAAAGUCUUAGCAAUUCCAGUGAUAACAUAUCCAUCUCCAAUCAAUCAUCCAUUUCCUAUACGUCCACAACACUUAACAAAACACCACAAGACGUCUCAUAUUCUUUCCAUUUGGGGGUUCAGGUGGAAGAAGUCAAGAGAUUAGUCGACGCUUAUGUGGUUAUACUUAAGAAGAAGUUUAAGGACAGUCUACCGAAGUUGUGUCAGUUGGAGCUAAUAGACUCGACCUCUAAGUUCAUUGCCAUCGACUUCAAGGUCCGUAUUCGUCAAUCAUACGACUCGACCGGCGAUAUCAUUGGUGACGAUCCCGAUAGAGAUGUGAGGAUUGAUUUGGAGACCCAACACAACCACUACACCGAAGCCAUUGACAUAAUCGACAAGUUUUCACAAAUGAAAUUAUAACACAUUUGUAGCUUUAAGUCAUAUUUAUUUAUAUACAAUAAUAAUAUCUUUUUUAUUAUAUUUUUUAUAAACUUUUGUUUGUAUAAAAUA
This is a messenger RNA of Oppiella nova, 1527 nucleotides long. Lineage: Eukaryota; Metazoa; Arthropoda; Arachnida; Sarcoptiformes; Oppiidae. The record is from the annotation of a GenBank genome assembly.